AUGGCCGUUUCUCUGAUAACGGGAGUUGUUGGUUUUUUUGGAUUUGGCGCCUCUGUUGAGUACCAGACACAUUGGUCAGGUCCAGUGCUGUGCUUUGGGCUGGCCAACAUGAGCUUGGUGUUUGCCGCCACCUGUGUGUUUGGAUACAUUGUGGACAGUUACCGUGAACUGAACGAAGAGGCAUUUGUGGCCAUAAAUACUAGGAAUCUGUUGACAUUUGGCUUGACCUACUUUGUAAAUGGGUGGCUGCAACAGCAGGGUCCGCUUGUUGUGUUUUGUAUCCUCGGAGCGCUGUUUGUCUUUGUCACUUUGUUGACAAUCCCGUUAUGGAUCUUUGGCAAGAAAUUCAGAAGCUUUACCGGGCGGAAUCGAUGGCUCCAGAGGUUCAUGAAUGAUAAUGAGUAA
Messenger RNA from Podospora pseudopauciseta, 405 nucleotides. RefSeq lists its product as uncharacterized. Gene Ontology annotation, cellular component: plasma membrane. Lineage: Eukaryota; Fungi; Ascomycota; Sordariomycetes; Sordariales; Podosporaceae. Gene Ontology annotation, molecular function: transmembrane transporter activity. The transcript is spliced from 2 exons. Gene Ontology annotation, biological process: transmembrane transport. The coding region runs from base 1 to 405 and encodes 134 amino acids. The record is from RefSeq and is a predicted model, not a curated record.